AUGUCCAAGCUUUCCAGGGUUCAAAGCGCCGACUUGGCCGUGUUGUCUUCCGACGACUGGAGCUCGUCCAGCAGCGGCAGCACAACGAGCAGCAUCGCAACCGUGGAAGGAGGUGGGGGACCGCUCGAAGAAGAAGACCCGUCAAGCAGCUUCUGGUUGGGAGACAUCCCCAAACACCACAACGAGCAUGCUAAAGACGGCCAGAGCAACUCGUCCCCCAAGAGCACGGACACUGCGUGGAUCUCCAACUCAUCGGUGGGCCUCCUGAUCGGCGAGGGCGAGGGCGAGGGCGAGGGGCAGCCGCUGCAGCAGCAGGAGACACCCCUGGCGGCAUGGGUCGACCAGCAGGCUCUGGGUUCAGGGUGGGAGCAGGAAGGGGAGAAAUCAAGCACGCCUCGCGAACCCCAAGCUCUUCGGUCAAAGCACCGUCGGAAAAAAGCGCGCGCGAGAAAACAUCCAGCGGCGGCGGCGGCGGCGGCGGCGGCGGCGGCGGUGACCGCGGAGGACGGGGACGCCGCUACCGUCGCGGGUUCAACCAAGGCCUCCUCCGGCCGAGGAGCGGCAGCCCGCGGCAAGCGCGCGCCCGCCGCACCCCGGCCGCCGGUGGCUUUGGCGACGGCCCCCGCCGUCAGCGGCAAAGGCAUCUUGGUUGACGGCGACGACAUCGGCGCCGAGGACAGCCACAAGGUUGCCAUGGGGAAGGACGGGCGGCUCCUGCGGCUCUCGACGCGCGACUUCCACACGCCUAGGAAGCAGCCGCAGCCUAGCGUCUUCGCGGCCACAGCUGCAGCUGAGCCGGGAGCGGAAGGGGCGGGGGCAGCAGCGGGAGCAGGGGCCUGGGCGGGAGCAGCGACGCAAAGAGUGGGAGCGGAGGGGGGAGCGGCACGAGAAUGCCAGUGCUGCGCUUCUCGCGGCGCGAGCGGGGGGGGCGCAGCUGGUACGAGGAGGGAGGGGGCAGGGGAUCGGCGCCCGGGGAGCCAGGGGGGGCAGGAGCUGCUGCAGGCCUCCGCCGACAGCCUCGCCUUCAGCGCGUCGUCGGGGUGCUCGGCCGGGCCGGGGGGGAAGCGCGGCGCCUCCGGCGGCGGCUUGAGCGCCAACGGCAGCGCCUUCGCCGACGAGGACGGCUCCCGCCCCGGCAGCAGCCGGUCUCUCAACAGCUGCUCCUGGAGGGCACAGAGCCUCCGGGCGCGGAAGCUCCGGGCGGAAAACAUCGUCGACGGUAUCGACCUCGCCGGCGCCGCCGCCCGUUCCGGGCUAGGCGGUGGCAGCAUCAGCAGCAGCGGCGGCAGCCACCGCGAGAUUGGUGGGCUGGCCGACAGCUGCCGGUCCGGCAGCAGCCUCGCUGACACCGGUGGGAGUGGCAGAAGCAAGUCUUACCGCCCACAGGACAGUACGGGCAGCGAGCGGCGACGUCGAGGUCUCUUCGGGGGGCUCAAGAAGGGGAUGGGGGUUGUUUGGGAAAAGAUUGCGGCGGACCACCCACAGCCGCUGCCCAUCGAUAAGACUUUGACGAAGGAGCAACAGCGGCAGAAGCAUUUGCGCCUUGAAAGGCAGAGGCGGAACGAAUGGCAAACCAACAGCGUGGCCGAGCAACACGUGUUGCGAAGCGUGCUCCAGCAGGAGGAGGAGAAGGUCCCGCGCUAG
This is a messenger RNA of Ectocarpus siliculosus, 1644 nucleotides long. The record is from the annotation of a GenBank genome assembly. Lineage: Eukaryota; Phaeophyceae; Ectocarpales; Ectocarpaceae.